GAAGGGAACAUGGCGAGAGGUAGCAGAAGCCUGCGGAAAGUCGCUGAGUGCAUGAAACAGUUACCUUCCACAGCCAGCAGGGAAAUACCGACUAGAAACAACGUAAGGUACCUUUCAUCAUGUGGGAUCCUGAUGACGCGCGUGCCUCCUCUGCUGAGCGCCGCCAUGCCAGGGCGUGGCGUCGUGUUGCCUGCCCGCAGCUUCUUCAACCUCGCUGAUUCCUUCUCCAAGAGGAAAGAAUACUCAGAGAGACGCAUCAUGGGGUUUUCCAUGCAGGAGAUGUACGAUGUGGUGGCCACUGUGGAAGACUACCGCCACUUUGUCCCCUGGUGUAAGAAGUCUGAUGUGGUGUUCAAGCGAUCCGGAUUCUCCAAGGCCAAACUAACUGUGGGUUUUCCACCUGUGGUGGAGAAUUACACCUCUCUUAUCACCACAGUACGUCCCCACAUGGUCAAGGCAUCCUGCUCUGAUGGAAAACUGUUCAACCACUUGGAGACGGUCUGGCGCUUCAGCCCUGGCCUGCCGGGCUACCCUCGUACCUGCACCGUGGAUUUUGCUAUCUCUUUCGAGUUCCGUUCCCUCCUCCACUCCCAGCUAGCUCACGUCUUUUUUGACGAGGUGGUGAAGCAGAUGGUGUCGGCGUUUGAGCGUCGCACCUCCAAGAUACACGGUGCCGAGACGGUCAUUCCUCGCGAGCUAAUGUUCCACGAGGUGCACCACACGUAGCGUCACCCCUGCCGCCCAGACACACACACACAUGUACACGAGGAGAGGAAAAACGAGGGAGUAGAGAGAAUGAAGAGACUACCUGUGUUCUAACUGAAAACUGCAGUGCCUUUUCUCACAGCAAUGACCAAGUUUAUUCCCAGCAGCUUCCUAUAUCAUUUUUUUUUUAAAUCAUUGGUGUACUUCCACCGGCUAAUUGUGACCUCGGUGCUAGACGCAGGCUGACUUGCAGGGUUGUGAAACUGAGUUCAAAGGUAACAAACGUGUUUCCAUGGAGGCGGACCUAAAAGACCCUUCACGCAACCCAGGCAGUGAUGUUGACCAUGAUUGGUCAAGAGAGUACGUCAUCACAUCUGUAAACAUUAGCCAUACCUAAUAGUUAACUACACUGCUGUAACCACCUGUUUAACUACUGCUGGCAGCAGCACUACAACAACUAUGGCUGUAGGAUGACAAUGCACAGUACCUUAAAGUACAGGUUUGAUUCCAGCUCUUCUUUUAAGGGUGUGCUCCGUUUUCCUCUUCAGUGAUAUGAAUUAUAGAUGUAUAGAAGAUGAUCUUCCUCAUAUAACUGUGUUAAGAUACAAUCAAGUUUUAAGAGAGAAGUGUUUUAGCAGACAUGUGCAGGAGGCAGGAGUCCCAUGUGAGGCCACAGGAAGUUGCAGCGUGCUGAUUUAAGACUGAAGACUAAAUCCAAUAGUGUAGUCAGUGUGGAUGGCACAGGCAGUUAAUUGCUCGUCCUUGGUCGACCCCGCUUUUCACCAAGUGACCUAUAAUACAUGUACAGGUCCAACACUAAUCUCAAGGACCUUUUACUUGGUUUGCCAGACACAAGGCAGCCUGGCCCACAUCUGAAGUGAGUCAGGAGAUCAGUGGGAAAGGAUUAUACAGUAUUCUCUGAGCGUCCGACUCAGGUGUGAGGACUUAGAAAACGUAAUGAUUGGAGUAAAUGUGCAGUGAUGCUUCUUUUUCAUAUCAUGAUGCUCCUUUUUCAGGAAGGAGAAAGUGAAACACAAAAAAAAAAGAAAGAACUGAAAACAGUUGAAUCCAACAGUGCUGUGAAACCACACUAUCCACUGUGGAGAGACCAUAAUCAUCUUUUAACCUUGAAUCAUAAGCAGUGGUUAUAGCAGUGCAGCGUACUAAUGAGCAAAGCUUGUCUGUCAUGACAUACUUGUAACAUUUGUGAUGAUUUAAGUGCAAUGGAAAUGGGGAAAAAAAGGACUCAUUUCAAGAGUGGAACAAUAUGUGACACUUCACAGUUGAGCCAUUACUCAUGAACUUGUAAUGUUACAGCUGGUGCUCGUACCACAGAAGGGCAGAGGUUAAAGAGAGGGCAACAAUGCUCUCUUUUAAGUUCAGAGGAUGUGAUGAUGACCUGACCAGCACCGCCGAGUAAGACCAGGGUCCAAAUAGAUGUGAUCACUUCCAUUUUAAAAAAGGUCACAAAGCAGAGAUUAAUUAAUGUCUAAACUUCAAAUUAAAGAAUUUGGCUAAUGUAACAGUACCACAUGUAUUUAAUAAGAAUAAAUGGCAGGUGCAGGUUAGACACUGUGUCACUAGAAAUCAUGUUUUUAAGUUUCAGUCAGGUUUUGUAUAGAGGGUGUGUGGGAGGAUGUGAUAAAAUGACUGCAAACAGAUGUAGUAAAUGUACUGUAUAUUAUCAGGAAUACACACACCGUUCACAUGGUGCAGAGCUGUUAUUUUUCUCUAUUUCUCUGUAAGGGAUGUCGUCAUGUUUAUUUCUCCUGAACGUUACAUACACUAAUGCUCUCGUCAUUAUUAUGGGAGCCAUGCUGGACAUUAAGAGUCUCUAGAUUAGCAACAGUUUUCUUAAGUGUGCAAUAUAAGCAGUAUGAGGGCUAUUUUUAAACGUAGCUAGGUAAGCAACCAUACCCACUAUCAAUGUAAGGGCCCAGCUGGCUCGGCAGAGGCCGGGUCACACAUGCACACACACACGCACACACACACCUUGACCUGUCCUGUCAGUCAGGAUGCUGUUUAAGCGAGGUGUGACGAUUCCAACUGUCAAACCCACACCGCUCACUCAGUGCCUCUCUGCCAACUGGCUACAUAUUUAUCAUUAUUUUUAAGCAUUAUACUCAUUUUAUCAUAUUUAUUACUUAGUUGAAGAACAAGUGUAAAUAUCACACAAGAAAGAAAUAUCUAUCUAUAUAUAUAUAUAUAUAUAAACAUUGCUUUUAAAGAAAUGAAAAUGGGGUUUGUCUUUAUGUUUGAUGGGAUGGGGAAAGUUUUUUUGUGUAACUUUGAUUUCAGAAAAGAUCAG
Messenger RNA from Scomber japonicus (chub mackerel), 3013 nucleotides. RefSeq names its product coenzyme Q10B (gene coq10b). The transcript has 5 exons. Gene Ontology annotation, biological process: ubiquinone biosynthetic process; cellular respiration. Gene Ontology annotation, molecular function: ubiquinone binding. Gene Ontology annotation, cellular component: mitochondrion. The coding region runs from base 10 to 726 and encodes 238 amino acids. Lineage: Eukaryota; Metazoa; Chordata; Actinopteri; Scombriformes; Scombridae. The record is from RefSeq and is a predicted model, not a curated record.